Molecule: messenger RNA, 1896 nt
Organism: Oryzias melastigma (Indian medaka)
Lineage: Eukaryota; Metazoa; Chordata; Actinopteri; Beloniformes; Adrianichthyidae
Gene: g6pc1a.1
Product: glucose-6-phosphatase a, catalytic subunit, tandem duplicate 1
Exons: 5
Coding region: 110-1168 (352 amino acids)
Biological process (GO): gluconeogenesis; glucose 6-phosphate metabolic process
Cellular component (GO): membrane
Molecular function (GO): glucose-6-phosphatase activity
Source: RefSeq, a predicted model, not a curated record
GAAUCACACAGAAACAGGACAGCCUGGAACACGCUGGCUGGAACCCUUUCCUACAAAAAAACGGCGAAACACUCCAAACUCUGGCUAUCGUCCUCUGACGCUGGGCACGAUGGACCUUCUGCACAGCUGGGGGGUUGAGCUGGCGGUUCAUCUGCAGAGCAGAUACAGCAAGCAUGAGGAGUUUUUCACGCUGGCGUCCACCGUGGCUGAUCUGCACACCACCUUCUUCUGCCUGUUCCCCAUCUGGUUUCACCUGCGCAGGGACACGGGGCUCAGGCUGAUCUGGGUGGCCGUCAUUGGGGACUGGCUCAACUUGGUGCUGAAAUGGGUUCUGUCUGGGGAAAGACCCUACUGGUGGGUUCAUGAGACCCACUUUUACAGAAAAGGAGAAGCUCCUCCACUGCUGCAGUUUCCCAUCACAUGUGAGACUGGUCCAGGAAGCCCCUCUGGACAUGCUAUGGGAGCCGCUUGUGUCUGGUACGUCAUGGUGACGGCAGUCCUCUCAAUCGCUGCAGAGAAACGAUGCCCUGCUUUACUAUACAGACUGUUGCAGAUGGGUUUAUGGGGGCUGUUCUUCCUGGUGGAGCUGGUGGUUUGCAUGUCCAGGGUCUUCAUGGCGGCCCACUUCCCACAUCAGGUCAUUGCAGGAGUCAUUACAGGCAUUCUUGUAGCUGAGGUUGUCUCCAAGAGCAAAUGGAUCUACAAGGCCAGCAUGAACCAGUACUUCCUCAUCACCUUCUGCCUGACCUCCUUUGCGAUCGGUUUCUACCUUCUGCUCAAAACUCUGGGAGUGGAUCUCCUCUGGACUCUGGACAAAGCCCAAAAAUGGUGCAUCAAGCCAGAAUGGAUUCACCUGGACUCCACGCCGUUUGCCAGUCUUCUGCGGAACAUGGGCAGCCUGUUCGGUCUCGGCUUGGGCAUGCACUCCCCCAUCUACAAUGGCGUCAAGAAGAAAAGCGCCACCACUGCUUUGAAGAUAGGUUCUAUUACCAUCUCUUUGUUCCUGCUUCAGCUGUUGAACGAGUGGACAUUUUCCUCCGAGAACCACCUUAUUUUCUACAUUCUUUCUUUCUGUAAGAGUGCUUUUGCGCUUUUAAUCCCAACCGCUGUGGUUCCCUGGGUUCUCUGCAGGGUUUUCAUGGGAAAGACAGAUGGGAAAAACUUGUAAAAACAUAGCUGUGGGUUAGCUACUAGAAAUAGUCAAAUUUUCUAAUUUUUAUUGAACUUUUUUUUUUUUUUUUACAUAUUUUGAUGUGGGUCAGUCACUGAUGUUUUUGUAAAUUGUCUGCAUAAUACAGUCAUCAUGUUAUCAUAUUGGCUUAAAUGUGAAGCAGCGAUUAGCCUGAAUCUGUCAGACCUGUAAAGCUAAAUAUUUAGAAUUAUAUGUAAAUAAAAGAGUUUAUAAUAAUUUGGUUUAGAUAUUAUCAGAAGCACAAAUGUUUUCCGUAGUCACAGUAAACCUUUGCAUCAAAAGUUUUGUAAUUAGCAUUUUACAGCUAGCUCUGUUGUAAAUCUUUUUAAAAACAACUAACAAGUUUUUUUUUCAGUUUAAUAUGCAAUUCUUACAGUGGGGGUGUCCAAACUUUUGUGCCGAGAGGCUGAUUUGGUGAAAAUGUUGUGGCUAGCAUCUUGUGAACUAUUUUAAUAACAGUAAAAGACAACAGACUGUUUAAUGAACACUUUAUUGCAAUGGGAUUCCUUUGUGUUUUCUACAAAGAAAACCAAUACAUUUUCACCCAAAUGAAUGUAAACUGUUUAGCAUCGUUCAUUCGCGGUUAGCUUAUCGUAGCUAGCAUGUCUCGUCUGCCUCUUGGCGUUGAAAAUAGCUGUAGUCUCUUGGCAUAUUAGGCAGUUUUAUCCAUCAUUCAUUGAAAUAAUAAGCACAUUUUCACUUGU